GUUCAGGUUACAGGAUGGGUGACUCAGGACCAUGUCGCGGCCUUACUAGUCACGUGUCGAUACCACAGUCAGGGCUGCAGCUCUGCACGCAGCACACCUGCCAUUGGCGAAACACGCCCACAUACCUGCGAGAACGAGGAAGUGGCAUCAUUUCUUUUGGAACCCGACGAAACCGAAAUACCCACUAGAAUCUCGCCCCGUUGUAAUCCUCGUCGUCCUCUGCACCCUUCACUCCCAUCUGAACUUUUCGACUUAAUCUGCUCCGGUCCCAUCCCAAAGACCAAAAGAAAACAGGGAACAGACGGAGUUUCACCUGGGACCAGCCUGGCUCUGACCAGGCCGGCACUGACCUGCUCAAGUCCAGUCGCAAGUUCCGCUGGUCCAGAGAAGCCCAGUACUUGUACCUUCGCCGCCUCUCUUCACGCAGCUACUCGGCUAUCACGAUGAACCCGGUGAUGGAGGAGACCGUGUGGGAGCAGUACACCGUGACUCUGCAGAGGGAUCCGAAGAUGGGCUUUGGCAUCGCAGUGUCAGGGGGGCGAGACAACCCGAAUGACGAAAGUGGAGAGACGUCCAUUGUGGUGUCCGACGUCCUGCAGGGAGGACCUGCUGAUGGCUUUUUGUUUGAGAAUGACCGCGUGAUACAGGUGAACGCCAUCCCCAUGGAGGGGGCCACCCACUCCUUCGCUGUCCAAACCCUCAGGAAGUGUGGCAAAGUGGCAAAAAUUACAGUCAAGAGACCCAGGAAGGUUCCAGUAAAUAUGCUGAACCGGCCCCCGUCACCUGAUGACAGGGUCUUUAACAACGACUACAAUGAAGAUUACAACUACGAGCAGGACCGCCGCAGCGUGUACAGCGGCCGGAGUGGAGGCGGGCGGGACCACAGCCUGGAGAGGGAGCGAAGCGGGGGAGGCUACAUGGAUUCUGGCUACCAAACACGCGAGCGUGACUACGAGCGGGACUACGACCGGGACUACGACCGGCAGGAACGGGGCAGGAGCACAGAGAGAGACCUGAGCCCGGACCGGCAGUACAGGAGGGACGGCAGCCGAGGUCGCACUUUGGACAGAGAACACAGCCCGGAUCGCCCCUACAAGGGCGACCACAGCCCGGAACGAAGGUACCGCAGCGAGCGCGCCCUGGACAGAGGCCACAGUCCCGAUCGGCGCUACCGCAGCGAGCGCGCCCUCGACCGGCAGGUCAGCCCAGACCGACGCUACCGCAGCGAGCGAACGCUGGACCGCACCAACAGCCCAGAGCUGCGCCACGGCCGCGAAAGUCACAGCCCGGCGCAAGGCCGCGGACGCGAGCACAGCUUGGAGCGUGGACGCGAACACAUCCCCAGGAAGUUCGAGGUGCCGCCGAUGAAGAGGAGUGGGAGCCGGGACCGUCUGGCGCGUUCGCCGUCACCUGCUGCCAUGCCCGUCCCUCUGGCCCGCCCCGCCUGGGACAUGGAGCCACUGGAGAAACCAAUGAAUGUCAUGCUGCUGAAGAACCGGCCCAACGAAGAGUAUGGCCUUCGUCUUGGCAGUCAGCUCUUCAUCAAAGAGAUGACUAGCACAGGACUGGCCUGCAGAGAUGGGAAGCUGCAGGAAGGGGACAUUAUAUUAAAGAUUAACGGCACGGUGACUGAAAACCUGUCACUCAGCGACGCAGGGAAGCUGAUCGAGAAGUCCCGCGGGAAGCUGCAGCUGAUGGUGCAGAGAGACAAACAGCAAGUGCUGAUCCGAGUGCCCCCGAUGGUCGACAGCGACUCAGAGCUCGAUGAUAUCUCCGAGAUCGAGUCGUACCGCUCCUACUCCCCACAGGAUGACAGGCGGGGCCACCACUCCGACCUCUCCUCCCACUCCUCCAAUGAGAGGCUUAGAGAGAAGCCUAGAGAGGACCCGCCCAACAGACUGGCAAAAAUGGGUGCCAUGCCAACGCCAUUCAGGGUUCCCGACAGGGCUGUACAAGACAAGCCCCCCUUGCAGGCAGAGAGGGAGGAGCCACGGUCAGAAACUCCUCCAGUAACUCCAGCCCCGAGGGUUCAUACUGCUCUCAAGGUGCCGCUGAAGACGAGCAUAGAGGACCAGGACGUUUAUGGGCCGAACACGGUGAUGGUGCGUUUCUACAAAGGGGACAGUGUGGGUCUGAGGCUGGCGGGGGGGAAUGAUGUCGGCAUCUUCAUCGCCGGGGUUCAGGAGGACAGCGCCGCUGAGCAGGAGGGUCUCCGCACAGGAGACCAGAUCAUGAAGGUGAACAACAUGGAUUUCCGAUGCAUGGUGCGCGAGGAUGCCGUCCUCUACCUCCUGGACAUUCCCAAAGGAGAAGACGUGACCAUUCUUGCUCAAAGCAAACCUGAAGUGUACGAGGACAUUUUAGCGUCCGGCAGAGGGGAUUCUUUCUUCAUCAGGACCCACUUUGAGUACGAGAAGGAGGCUCCUCUGAGCCUGCCAUUCUCCAGAGGAGAGAUCUUCAAAGUGACGGACACACUUUAUGAUGGCAAACUCGGCAACUGGCUGGCAAUCCGCUCUGACAAAGACAACCAGUUGCAGGAGAAAGGAAUCAUCCCCAACAAGAGCAGAGCAGAGCAAAUGGCCAACGUCCAGAAUGCUGCUCGGGCGGCAUCGGGCACCGACAGAGGAGACUUCUGGAGGCUGAGGGGUCAAAGGGCGGCGAAGAAGAAAGAUUUGCGCAAGAGCAGAGAGGACCUGAGUGCAGCUCCGGUCUCCACAAAGUUCCCUGCAUAUGAGAGGGUGGUCUUGCGUGAAGCUGGUUUCAGGAGGCCUGUGGUGAUAUUUGGUCCCAUUUCCGACGCAGUGAAUGAAAAAUUGGGCAACGACAUGCCAGGCAAUUUUGUGGUUGCCAAAACUGAGCCCAAGGACGCAGGAAGUGAGAAGUCCUCCGGAGUGGUCAGACUAAACACCAUCAGACAAAUCAUUGAACAGGACCGUCAUGCUCUGCUGGACGUGACGCCCAAAGCUGUGGACACUCUCAACUACACUCAGUGGUAUCCCAUCGUCAUCUUCCUGAACCCAGACAGCAAGCAAGGCGUCAAGACCAUGAGGAGCCGCCUCGUACCCGGGUCCACCCGCAGCGCACGCAAGCUGUACGAGCAGGCCGUCAAGCUGAGGAAGACCUGCUCGCACCUUUUCACUGCGACCGUUGACCUGAACUCGGCCAAUGACGCCUGGUAUGGCAGCGUGAAAGAUUCCAUUCAGGAGCAGCAGGACAGAGCUGUGUGGGUGUGUGAGGGCAAGUUGGACGGUUCAGAGGAGGACUUGGAUCUCCACGAUGACCGCAUGUCCUACCUCUCGGCAAUGAGCGCGGACUACCUGAGCAUGGACAGUCGCCUCACCAGCGACUACGAGGACACAGCGGACGAGGGCGGGGCAUACACCGACAACGAGUUGGACGAGCCGCUGGACGAGCCCCAGCCGGUGUCUGCCAUCAGUCGAUCGUCGGAGCCCGUGCUGCCAGAUGAGAAGCCUCAUCCUGAACCCCGGGCUCGAAUGAGGAGGUCAGGGAGCAGAGAGAAGCUGAACAGAGACCCCAGCCCUCCCCUUCCUCCUUUUGUCCCCGACCCUCCGAAGGUGCGGGCUCAGACUCGGACUGACUCAUCCCGGAGCUAUGACUCACACUCCAGCAGCACCAUCAGCAGCGACCUAGUGGGCAUAAACAAGCCGCUUCCCCCUCCCGUGGCCCUGAAGCCCCCCGUCCCGCGUCAUAGCCAGCCGUCAGAGGAGCGUAACCCGGGGGACGAGGACCCCGCCAACACAUCCUUUCUGGGCAAGAUAAAAGCUUUUGAGAAAAUGGACCAUCUGGCCCGAGCUCAGAGGAUCCUGGAGCUGCAAGAGGCAGAAAAUGCAAGAUUGGAAAUCGCCCAGAAGCAUCCAGACAUCUACGCCAUCCCAGUGAAACCGCCAAAACCCAACCUCAACCGCCCUCAGCCAAUAGGUUCAAGCUCCAAUCCCGAGCAGGCCUUCAGGCCGCCAUACUCUGAGUCCAGAGGGUACGAGGAGGAUGAGGUGGAGUACCGCAGGCAGCUGGUCGACCAGACCAAGAGAGGAUACUACAAUCCUCAGAGAUACAAUGACACUGAGCUGUAGGCUGAGAAACCAGGAACUGGAUUCCUCCCACAUCAUCGCUCCAAGCAGACAACGUUUGUUGCCAUGGUAACAACUUGUGCAACUUUACCUUGAUGUAAACUCUUCUGUUUGCAUUCCCAUUUCUGAAAAGAUGUCCAUUUCAACACUUAUUCAACACAUACACACACACCCACAGUGUAUUUUGGCUAAUUUACCGUCCAAAAAGCCUUGUUCUCAGAUUCUUCAGUGUAUAUAUUAUAUUUCAUAUAUUGUUUUGAUGUGUCUGAAGAGGUUUUAUUUUCCCGCAUAACACUAUAUGUCAUACAUACUAUUACAUUUGAGUAUGAGCUAAGCAUGUUUUUCUGAAGAUAAAUAGCCUGGAGGUUGUUAAACUGCACUUCUUCUGUAGUUUUGAAAUUGCCAGUUGCUUGGCCGCUAGAGAAGUCUGGAAAGGAACAAUAUUGCAAAUAUACAAAUUGAGCAAGAACAUGUGGCCAGCUACCAACUUAGUUUUUUAAUCAGAAAGGAAUGUUUUAAGGAUUCUGGGUUUGCCUUUAGAGCAUCAAGUAGGUGUUGUUGUUGUUGGAUGCCCUUUUGGGCUUUUCAAAGAUUGCCAGGUUUUUAUUUUUCAGAAAAACAGAUGCAUGCCUCUCUUCCUUGACAUUACAUUCCAGUAACAAACUGGAGCUAAAAGCAUGAAACAACGUACUGUACUUAUGUACAAUAUCUAGACUUUUUAGCAGUUCUGUGCGCCACCAAUGUUCUGACCCGCCACACCAUCAACUAGCUUGUUUCAGGCAUUCUCAUACCAUGUUCAACUCAAACUAUCAGUCGGAGUCACACACAUACACACAUACACACACACACACAGAAUGCUGCAGGGUAGACAUAUUUCUGAAGGCCAACCCCCAUAAAUUAGCAUCUCACUGGUUCCCUUGACAAAAAGCCAAUGGUGUUUUUGGAUCAUCACAGAAAAUAAGCUCUGUGGCAAACACAAGUUUGUGAUAAUUACAGGUUUUGUUCAGCAACGCACCACUUUUAAGAAUGUUUUAUUCAUUUUUAAAGUGUGAAUUCAAUCGCCAAAAAAAAGGAGAAAAAAAGCUUGGUGUGAAGGUGGAACAGUUGUCAUGGUAACCUGUAGCCAUCUCAUUAACCAUGCCCUUUUGAAGACAAGUAAAAGCUUCUAAAUUCACAUCUGAUAUUUACUGACGUAUUUUAUGUCUGAGAACAAAACGUAAAAAAACAAAAAAGCCAUUGACUUUGAGACGAGGGAACCAGAAGUGCAAAUAUGUUCACUAAUUUCUGGGUUUUAGAAUUUAACCACUCUGUAGGUGUUCGUCUUCCUCUUCUUAUGGCUCUCCAGACAAGAAAUAUCUCUGAUUCCUAUUAUAUAUAUUUUACACACACACACACACCAACUACACUGUGUAAUAUGUGUGGGAGGCAGCAUUUGUACAAGUGCCUUGUAGCUCUAAUAUAAGUUUGGAGAAGAAAAAUCACCCAGUUACAGACGGCAUAAUGUUCCUAAAUAGAACUGCUGAAAAGAUAUUUAAGUACAUUUGUUCCGUAUCGUCAACACAGAUUAAUUUAACUGGAAACUGUCCAACCGUUUCAGUUCAUUGGACAUUUGGUAGAGAGGCACAUUGUCUUCACCGAAGAAGAAUUCUGGAGCUGCAAAGUUGUAAUUACGAGAUACAGAAGGAUCUCAUGAAGGUACUUCAUACCCAUGAGAUAACGCAUGACAACACCUGGAAGCGUUUCUGUAUUUAACUCGGCUGGAGCAGAUGUCACGGAUUUUACUGAAUUUGUAAGGUUUAGAUAUAAAGAGGUGCAGCACAACACUAAUGUACGUUUAUUAGCUGCUUGCCACCAGAGACAAUCCCAGUUAUUGCAUACAUGUUUUUAUAUUGGCUGUGAAGUCUUUGUAUACGGGAGCAUGUGGUGAUGAUAAUCAUGUGGGUGUAUCAGUCUAAAUGUUAGUUGGUGAUUGUUCUUUUUUUUUUUUUGUGAUCUCCAUGUUACUGA
Messenger RNA from Cyclopterus lumpus (lumpfish), 6095 nucleotides. It is a transcript of the gene tjp2a, whose product is annotated as tight junction protein 2a (zona occludens 2). Bases 444 to 4091 code for a protein of 1215 amino acids. Lineage: Eukaryota; Metazoa; Chordata; Actinopteri; Perciformes; Cyclopteridae. Gene Ontology annotation, molecular function: cell adhesion molecule binding. The transcript is spliced from 25 exons. Gene Ontology annotation, biological process: positive regulation of blood-brain barrier permeability; cell-cell adhesion; establishment of endothelial intestinal barrier. The record is from RefSeq and is a predicted model, not a curated record. Gene Ontology annotation, cellular component: bicellular tight junction; plasma membrane.